Rhodamnia argentea is the source of this 2249-nucleotide messenger RNA. Its product is annotated as wall-associated receptor kinase-like 1. Gene Ontology annotation, molecular function: protein serine/threonine kinase activity; calcium ion binding; ATP binding. The record is from RefSeq and is a predicted model, not a curated record. Gene Ontology annotation, cellular component: plasma membrane. Lineage: Eukaryota; Viridiplantae; Streptophyta; Magnoliopsida; Myrtales; Myrtaceae. Gene Ontology annotation, biological process: protein phosphorylation; cell surface receptor signaling pathway. Bases 9 to 2249 code for a protein of 746 amino acids. The transcript is spliced from 4 exons.
CGCCGAGGAUGAAUCGGGAGAAGAUGAUCCUGGCGACUCCGAAACCGGCACUUGAGAUGGCCUUCGUUAUGCUUGUGCUUCUUUUCGCAGUGAAUAGGUCAGCUGGUGCAGCAGAAUCACCUCCUCAGAGUUCCGCCUGGCCUGGCUGUCCGGACACAUGUGGCAAUUUGACAGACAUUCCGUAUCCUUUUGGAAUUGGACCCGGCUGCUUCUUGGAUCCUAGAUACGAGAUCGAUUGCCAGCGAACGCAUGCUCCGGUACUUAAGAAUUUGAGCGUGGCGGUGUUAGAUAUCUCGCUACCGAAUAGUUCGAAUUCCCCCGGCCUCAUUAAGGUCAGCCAACCCAUAUCGUACUCGCAACUUAAUUGUACGACUAACCAGCAAAACGCCGCCCCGGUGGACUUGAGGGCGAGUAACAGUGUCUUCAGGUACUCCCAAAGUCAAAAUUAUUUUGUCGCCGGAGGUUGUGACAGCCUGGCCUUGAUGGCCGGCAUCAACACUCCUUGGGCGGUUGUAGGAUGCAAGUCCUCCUGCGGCAUAAACGGGACUCUCGGAUUCAACCAAUGCUCUAGAGGUAUUGGUUGCUGUAUGACUUCAAUCCCGGAUGAAAUCAGCGAAUACAGCGUGGAAUUCAAAACUCUCUCUGGCGAAGCCAUAGCGCCGGAAGAUGCUGGAUGCAGGUACGCCUUCUUGGUGGACAGAACAUGGUGGUAUGAAGCUGAUUUACACCAUUUGCCGUCGGACGUUCCGGUGGUGCUUGAAUGGGCAAUCACCGACUAUGAGGAUGAGCUGCUGAGCAACCAAAAAAAUAGGCGCGGCAAUGACAGCUCGGCCUCCUGCCGCACGUACUCAACGCCCGGGGUUCCUAGCCUAACGUAUUGUUCAUGCAAUGAAGGCUACAGGGGGAAUUAUUUUCUUCCCCAGGGAUGCCAAGAUAUCAACGAAUGCGAAGAAGAUCCAAACCUCAACUGCCGGGGGAAGUGCGUGAAUCGACCGGGGUCAUACGACUGCGUUGACAACAAGAUCAUGGCCAUGAUAGGUAUGGGCACGGGUGUCGGAGACAUACUAUUGUUUUUCCUUUUCUGGUGGUUGUACAAAUUCAUCAAGAGAAGGCGUGAGGCAAAGCUCAGGCAAGACUUCUUCAAGCGUAAUGGCGGACUUCUGUUGCAACAACGCCUCUCUUCUAUCGAAGACAAUCACCUAGAGAAAGGCAAGCUAUUCACCUCAAUGGAAUUGGACGCCGCCACAGACCAUUUUAACGAGAACCGAAUACUGGGGCGGGGUGGUCAAGGAACUGUUUACAAGGGAAUGUUGAUAGAUGGAACGAUCAUCGCGGUCAAGAAUAAAUCCAAAGUUGUCGAUGCGGGACGAGUCGAACAGUUUGUCAAUGAGGUUGUUAUUCUCUCCGAAAUCAAUCACAGAAAUGUGGUCAAAUUAUUAGGAUUCUGUCCGGAGAGUGAAGCACCUCUACUGGUAUAUGAAUAUGUCUCCAAUGGAACUCUCUACCAACAUCUUCAUGAUCCAAAUCGAGAAUUUCCCGUUGCAUGGGAGAUGCGGUUAAGAAUUGCCAAUGAAGUUGCCGGGGCUCUUUCGUAUUUGCACUUUGCUUCUGCCAUACCAGUUUAUCAUCGGGAUAUUAAGUCGUCAAACAUACUUUUGGACGAAAGAUAUGGAGCCAAAGUGGCAGAUUUUGGAGCUUCCAAAUCAAUUACCAUUGACCAAACUCACUUGACCACAAUGGUGAGAGGAACUUUUGGAUACUUGGACCCGGAGUACUACCAAACAAGUCGAUUUUCGAACAAGAGUGAUGUCUAUAGCUUUGGGGUUGUCCUUGUCGAGCUACUAACCGGAGAAAAGCCAAUUUCUCAAGGGAUGGCGGAAGAUGGUAGAAAUCUGGCCAUGUACUUUGUCAUUUCGAUGGAGGAGAACCGCUUGUUCAAUAUUCUCGAUAAGGAGGUAUUAGACCAUGGCGAGAAAGAAGUAAUCAUUGCAGUGUCUAACUUGGCAAAAAUAUGCUUAAACCCUCAUGGAAGGUACAGGCCUUCAAUGAAGGAAGUGGCCAUGGAAUUGGAGCGAGUACGAUCACUACAAAAUUCCAUGGUCGUCCGGCAAAAAGAAGAAGAGAUCGAUCGCAGAAAUGGAUCUAACCGUGCUUCGGGUGCGGUUUCCACAUUGAUCCUAUCAAAAGCAGAUGUAGAGCUGACUUCAUGGGAGGAGGAUCAAUCAUUCUCUUAUGAUUUGCCGAGAUGA